This is a messenger RNA of Ictalurus punctatus (channel catfish), 2580 nucleotides long. Its product is annotated as golgin subfamily A member 6-like protein 24. The transcript has 3 exons. The coding region runs from base 135 to 1532 and encodes 465 amino acids. NCBI's taxonomy places the organism in Eukaryota, Metazoa, Chordata, Actinopteri, Siluriformes, Ictaluridae. The record is from RefSeq and is a predicted model, not a curated record.
UCAACAAAUGAUCUGCAUUAUAACAAUCAAGUCGGAGAGUUAACUAGUUAGGUUUUUGUUGGUUUUGUUUAAACAGGUCAUGUUUAGACAGCAUUAGGCCGUCUCUUCUGGGGAAAUUGUGAAAUGAAAGAAAAAUGCAACCAUCUGAGAAGCUACAGAGUUAUGAAAGGGGUCAUAUUCUACCACUGAGAUUGCAGAAAGACAAGGAGAGAAAAGGAGACGCUAUGAAAGACUGCCAGCAGGACAUUUUCCCUUAUGACAAAUGGUCGAAUCCCGUCCAAAGGAGAGGCAACUCUGUCACAGCCAGCCGCAAAAUAUAUUCUGAGGCCAGUAACAGGAGACAGGAGAAACAUGAUAGGAGUAAAUUAGAGCAUUCCGAUACUGACUCCAAAGAGCCAUCCCGAGAAAGAGGUGAAACCAACUGCAAAUCACUCAAUGAGUACCAGAUAUUACACAAGGACGAGCGCAAACUUUAUGAAAAUGAGAUCCGACUGACACAAGGAAUACACAAAAGGAAAAUUUUAUUAGAAGAAAAGCUGUUAAAUGCAGCAGAAAGACUGAGGAAGCUUCAACUGAGCACUGCAUCUGAGGACCAGGUGAAAGAGGAGCAAAGGGACACAGGGAAAGCAGAAAACCGGUUAUAUUAUACAGGGAAAGGAAGCUGGGAUUGGGAGAGCGCCAGAGACAGGGCUGUAGGAGGCAGAAGACAUGAAAGACAAGGAGAGGAACUCAGUAACCGGGUUAGAGUGAAAGAUGGUAUAAAAAGACAGGAGACUCACAUGAAAGAGACAAAUGCUGGUCAGAAAGAGAAAUGGGUAGAAGGAACAGACUGGGAGAACAGUGGAAGAAAUACCCAGAGAACCACAAAGACUGUGGUAAAGGAAUGGGACCAUUUUGAAGAAAUGACAAGGCAUAAGAGGGAAAGAGCAAGAACUGAAAAAGACAAGACAAGAAGAGAAAGAGCAAUGGAUUGGCAAGGGAAUGAGAUGAGAGAAUGGGACCAGAGAGAUUGGCAGGAAGAGGAAAAGGUGAGAGUGAAUUAUGGUGAAAAGAGAAGACCUGAACGAGCAAAACUUAAGAGAGACAAAGAGAGAGACACUGAAGAUCAGCAAUGGGACCUAAUGGACAACUUUGCUUCAAAUUCACAUAUUAAAGUGAAAGCUGUCUCCAAGCAUGACAAAACAAAUAUAGCUGUAGAAGACCAUUUGGCAACUCAAGAGAGAGUGCAUCAUUACAGUAACAAAGUUGAAGAGGAGAUGCAUCUCAUAAUGCAACCAUCUGAAGCUGCUCCAAGCACUCAUAAUGGUGAAAUGCACCAGCAAGUGCAGCUCAGUUCAGAAAGUAAUCCUUAUGCUGAUAUCCAAUUUGUACCUUGUACAAUGUGUAAUAAGCGUGUGAGGAAAGAAAGGCUGGACACGCAUAUCAGAACUAAUCACACAAACCAAAAACGCAAACAUAAAGUCUACUCCAGUUCAGAGUACCGGGCCAAAGGCACAGAGCUAGAGAAGUUUCUGAAGUUAAAAGACAAAUAACAUCACCAGAGAUUAGGUCUCUAACGAUUGGGAGGUGAACGCCAUGUGCACAAAGCUCCGCCCCCAGGAUCUAAGGUGGCUGACAAGAGGUGCCUCCAAACACAAGCAAGCAUUUCAGACCAGAAGUCAGUUUUCCAAAUGGGUUUUUUCAAUUUUCUUUGCUAAGGUCAAGGCUUUAUCCAUUUUUUUUUAUCAUGUUCUACAUAUCUUACAGAUUAUUUGUACAAGUAAGCAAAAAUAAACUAUUGCACCUUUAAAUGCUCCAGCUCCCACAUAAAAACAAGCAAUACAAUAAUUUGAAGCACUAAAACUAACUUAAGGGUACACAUAAAAAAAAGUAAUUGAAAUGUACCUGACUUUCAGGCUGUGUAUAUGCAGAUUCAAAGCAGGUGGCAGAAUUAAAGAAAUGAGAAGCACCCCAAGAUUACCCAGAUUUAGAAAGACUUGCAUAAAGUACAUCCAGGAGUAGGUAAUUUCUAAUUAGUGCCACCUGAACUAUACAAAACACACCCCAACCACAAGAGGGAGACAAGCAUACAUAAUGUGAAAAUCAGUAGUACAUUCUUCAUCACAGAUUCUUGGAUGAUAUGUGAAAACCAUUCAUAUACACAUUUGUACAUAACGGAUUAAAUUUUUAAAUGAUGUCUCAUUAGUUGCAGAUGUCCAUAACUCCAAAAAUAAAGUACGACUUAUAUAUGAGAAAUUACAUAUGAAUAUUGUUUUUGCAUAUCUAAUCUAAAGGCCCCAUAAGCCAUAACCAAUGAAAUGAAAUGUCUAUGCAUUUUCUUCUGUGAGAAAAACCACAUAAAACAUUUUUGUGUAGAAAUCCAUACUGAAGAUAAUGGCACCACACGUGAAAUAGCUUAAAGUUUGUCAAGUGCUGCCUUGGCGUUAAGUUUCCAUAAUCCAAAUAGACAUAUUAAAAGAUAUGUCGAGUCUUGAGCACACCUGAACAUGAAUUAUUAAUAUUGCGGUUCAAGAGUAAAAAACAUACACUGUUGUCUGACAUGCACAUAAACAAAGACAUGAUGCAGCAGGAAUGCUGUGG